ACUAGACAAGACCCAAAAUGCCGCGUGUGAUGAUCAAGGGAGGUGUGUGGAGGAACACGGAGGACGAGAUCAUGAAGGCCGCCGUCAUGAAGUACGGGAAGAAUCAGUGGUCUAGGAUUGCUUCCCUACUCCACAGGAAAUCUGCCAAGCAGUGUAAGGCCCGUUGGUUUGAAUGGUUGGAUCCCAGCAUUAAGAAAACAGAAUGGGGAAAAGAG
Eurytemora carolleeae is the source of this 215-nucleotide messenger RNA. Its product is annotated as cell division cycle 5-related protein. Gene Ontology annotation, biological process: regulation of transcription by RNA polymerase II; mRNA splicing, via spliceosome. Gene Ontology annotation, cellular component: Prp19 complex; spliceosomal complex. The record is from RefSeq and is a predicted model, not a curated record. Lineage: Eukaryota; Metazoa; Arthropoda; Copepoda; Calanoida; Temoridae. Gene Ontology annotation, molecular function: DNA-binding transcription factor activity, RNA polymerase II-specific; RNA polymerase II transcription regulatory region sequence-specific DNA binding.